Elaeis guineensis (African oil palm) is the source of this 939-nucleotide messenger RNA. RefSeq lists its product as uncharacterized. The record is from RefSeq and is a predicted model, not a curated record. NCBI's taxonomy places the organism in Eukaryota, Viridiplantae, Streptophyta, Magnoliopsida, Arecales, Arecaceae.
UUGUAUUGUACAAAACAGGAGCUAAAUGCAAGAGGAAAAAAAAAAAAAAAAAAAAAAAAACAGCGCUGGAGAGGCAGAAGUGCAGGAUGUGCGGCUAAUCGACGGUGACCAGCUUGCGGUCGUUGGUUCUCGAAACCCCAGCGGGAGUUACUGCCCGGCGUGCCACGCUUCCUCCCACUCCCACUCUUACACGCAUGGAAGCCUCUUCAAUUCCUCUGUCCCUCGUAUGCCUCCCUCAACGAAGAUGGGUCUCAGCAAACCCCAACGCUAGACUUCCUCGCUUCAGCAGAAGCAAGUGUGGUGUCGGCCAUGCCCGAGCUGCCACAAGAGUCCAUGCCAUGGACGGAGCGGCGGAUUUGGGCCCUACGGUGGAGCUCACCUGGCAGGUCGCCGUCGGUGCAUUAGCUGGAAUUACGCCCUUCGUUGUCGCGGGGAUCGAGUUCGGAAAGAGGAUUCAAAAAGAAAAGAGAAGGAAAAAGGUUGAAUCAAGAGGACUAAAAUUAAUAGGUGGCACAGAGAAAAUGCAGACUUUGCAGAGGCUCUGGACUUGUUCUGAGAAAUGAUUUUUAUGUCCGUUGCCCUGGCUGUGGUGGAUUUCUUCCGUGGCAGUCAUGGAAGAGGUUCUUUACCGGAUAAAAUCUUGGUCUAAGCAAUAAAUUAGCUCUGUGUUACUACAUUUCCAGUCAUUGCUGGUAAUCAAUUACUUGUUAAAACAUAAAAAAUAUUUGAUUCAUGGAAGAUACUAUUAUUUGUAUAUACAUUGAAACUUAAAUACCCUAUAGAACUAUUUAUUGGGUACUUUGUUAUAAGCUAUAUGUCAGCAAAAUAUCUUUUCUUUCCAGCAUGACAAUGACCUACGGUAAGCUGUCGAAGUGUGUGUACUGCAGAAUUGAACUUAAGCCAGUACUGAUAGUAGAUAAGCAUUUGAAGUUUAGAAUU